Synchytrium microbalum is the source of this 2583-nucleotide messenger RNA. RefSeq lists its product as uncharacterized. The record is from RefSeq and is a predicted model, not a curated record. Gene Ontology annotation, molecular function: protein binding. NCBI's taxonomy places the organism in Eukaryota, Fungi, Chytridiomycota, Chytridiomycetes, Synchytriales, Synchytriaceae. The transcript has 10 exons. The coding region runs from base 1 to 2583 and encodes 860 amino acids. Gene Ontology annotation, biological process: intracellular signal transduction; cyclic nucleotide biosynthetic process.
AUGUCAGGCAGAGGAAGGUCUACUAGCCUCGCUGGUCAACCAUUACUUCCAAGUCCCAGCACAACUCCUCAUCAAAGACGACCAUCUUAUGGCGACGAAGCUCAUAGUCCUCUACCAACUAUAAAUGAUGAGUUCGGUGGAAUGGCUGCUGAUCUCCUCCUGAACUAUCCUGUAUAUAACGACUCGGAACUCACUCGUCUCGCAUCAUCGUCAUCAAAUCGACGAGAGGGUGACACUGGGCCACCAAGCAAGAACACCUAUUAUAGUAAUGGCAGUGGCGGCAAUUCAAACCAAAUGAUGAUCAAUACAUCAUUCCCAAAUGAUUCUUCACGAGAUCCUGAGUGGGCUACAACACGUCUUCCUGGUUCAUUACGACCAUCGUUUAUAAAUCAUCCAAGUAAUACUAACGGCACUCAUAUGAGUGCUAGUAGUUUCAGCACCAUAGGAGCAGGCUCUGUCAUAGAUGCAUCUAGUCGUGCUCUGCCUCGCAACUAUGGUGGUCAUCGUCGUCCAUCCGCUGAUACCGAUGGCCUUGCAUACGCUCCGUCACUAUCUCCUCAUGAUGCUGAUGACAGACGACCAUCUGACGCCACUGAAAACGAAUACGAUCAACAUGGGUAUCUCGUGUCUAGUGGUAACUACACUUCUAGCAAUACUACAAUUGGAUUGCUGAAUGGUCGUCGCAAUACAGAAUCAUCCAUGCUAGAUACUGAUUUCAUGCUUGAACAAGAACCAAUGAUGCAUGAAGGAACGCCACGUAUUGUGCUUAAUACUGCUGAACGUAGAUCGGGUGUAGAUGGCUUGCUGCGUGGUGAAUCAUAUAGCGUCAAACAACCUGCUAGAGUUGUUUACUAUACUUCUCAUGGAUCUCGUGUGAAUUUUUAUUUGCAAAAGGAUGAAUCUACUAUUGGCAGGAAGGAAGACAAUACAAUUGUCUUAUCGGAUGCCAAGAUCUCAAAAUAUCAUGCCUCUAUCAAGAAAACAGAUAUUGCCUUUUUUAUACGAGAUCGUAACUCUUCAAACGGUGUUCGAGUAAAUGGAACCUUACUAGACCCAACCAAACCAACACUGCUCGUCCACGGAGAUGUCAUCAACAUUGGAAUGUGCGUCCUCACAUUCUACGACAUCCCCGAGCGAGCAGCUCAUAAACCAGAACCUGAUCUCCCCCUUUUCGCAUUCGACUCACUAAGUCGAGCAACUGUGGGGCGUCGUCAACAACACCCAUUAAAGAGUCAGAGCUUGGCCGAGCUCGUGACCAUAUUACCGUCCGAUAACAAGUUUUACGAAAACAAGUUUAUGAUACGGGAGGAAGUUCAAAUGGAGACUUCUUCUUCAUUGGACUUUGCUCCUGCUGCUAACAUUGAUGAUGCAGCCAUGCUGGCUGAAGAUUAUGAGAAAUUGAGGUUGACGUACGAGUUGAGUAAGGUAUCUGUUACUGAGGAUAUUACUGAAUUGCUGGAGCGUUCUUUGGAGCUUAUUUUCCAGAUUUUGAUGGUUGAUCGUGGUGUCAUCUUGUUGGUGGAUCGAGCUACUGGAAUCUUGGCUACUCAUCUUGUCAAAUUGAGGCCUGGAUCUGAUCCUGAUGUUCGAGAGAUCAUGCUCAGUUCUACCAUUCUCAAGAAGGUGCUUCAGUCUCGAAUUGCACUGAUUACAAGUGACGCAACACGAGAUCCAAAUCUAGAACGAAGUGCAUCAGUCAGACAAGGCUCUAUUCGAAGUGUGAUUUGUAUGCCUUUGAUUGCUCACAAUAAGAUUCAUGGCAUACUACACUUGGACGCAAUCGACAAAAUCAAUUACUUCAACAACAAGGACUUGUCACUUGUAAAAGCCAUCUGCAAUCAGACUGCAGUAGCUAUCGAAAACGGUAUCCUAGUCAAAGAAGUCCAAAACAAGGCCCGCCUGACUGAAAACUUGAGUCGCUUCUUGUCGCCUCAUGUUGUACUAAAAAUGACUGAAAAGGAUGGAAUACAUGCUAUUCGACGUGGCGGUGGUCGUGAGACUAUGGGUACUAUUGUGUUUGUUGAUAUACGUGGAUUUACGAAUAUGAGUGAAAAGUCACCUGCUGCUGAUGUGGUGGAGUUGUUGAACGAGUACUUUGAGAGACUCGUCAAGGUCGUUUUCAACUAUGACGGAGUCGUCGACAAGUAUAUUGGUGAUGCUUUGAUGGCUACAUUUGGUACCCUACAAGGAGAAACAGACGCUGAAUUCCGUGCAGUCUGUGCAGCCUUGGACUUUCGUCGUCAAAUCGCAGAGCUCAACAUGGAAAGGAAACGUCAAAAUAAGCAGCCUAUUGUUAUAGGUGUUGGCGUCAAUACUGGUUCGUGUCUAGCAGGCUUCAUAGGCUGCUCAUCACGUCUCGAGUAUACCGUAAUUGGAGACUCUGUAAAUACAUCAUCACGUAUAUGUUCCAUGGCUGGUGAAAACCAAGUAUUGAUUGCCGAGUCUACAUACGAGUCUGUCAAAAACCGUGUCGAGUCUCGCUUUUUGGGCAAGAAGAAACUCAAGGGCAAGAUUCAUGAUGUUGGUGUAUAUGAAGUUAUUACUGCAAGAGCUGGUUUGCAAACACAAGUCAGUUGGAAGUAG